Molecule: messenger RNA, 1722 nt
Organism: Penicillium chermesinum
Lineage: Eukaryota; Fungi; Ascomycota; Eurotiomycetes; Eurotiales; Aspergillaceae
Product: Hsp70 family protein
Exons: 5
Coding region: 1-1722 (573 amino acids)
Molecular function (GO): ATP-dependent protein folding chaperone; ATP binding
Source: RefSeq, a predicted model, not a curated record
AUGAGCUCCAUACGGGGUCACAAGAUCAUUGUGGGCGUGGACUAUGGUACUACGUUCACCGGUAGGGAUAGUCUCCAGCUUCAAGUCAACCGCAGCACAGCAUUAGCUCACAAUAUGGUAGGGGUAAGCUUUGUGAACUCAUCACAAGGCGCGGAAAAUAUCCAUGUGAUUCGUACCUGGCCUGGCCCUGCGCGAGUACAAGACGAAACGUGGAAGACUCCCUCCCGGAUUGCCUACAAACGUGAAAAUCUUUCACUUGGUGAGCAGGAUGUGGCAUGGGGCUAUCAGGUGACUCCUAGAAUGAAGUCCUACACAUGGACAAAACUCCUUCUGGACAACCAGAAAAAGCAUAUCCUUAGCAUCGAGGAUCUUGAUAUCAUCCAGGGACAUGGCUUACUAGCAGUUCCAUCGUUCAAGCGCCAACCUCGUGAAGUAUGUGCAGAUUACCUAGCGGAAAUCUACACAUACAUUAUUUCGUAUCUCGAGAGGCGUCUGACACAUGAAAUCCUUGGUGAGACUUCCUUGGUAUUUUAUUUCACGAUUCCGGCAAUCUGGUCAGACAAGGCAAAGCAAGAUACCUGGGAUGCUGCGAGAGUCGCUGGAUUUGGAUCUCGACCCAAGGACGACAUCAACAUGAUCACGGAACCCGAGGCCGCCGCUUUGGCUACGUUUAGUUCAUUCUCAAAUAAUCUAGCUCAUGUUAUGAAGGCCGGGGAAAGUGUCCUUAUCUGUGACUGCGGUGGCGGUACAGUAGACAUUGUCACCUAUCUGAUUACCCAAGUCCAACCAGUCUUUAAGUUUGAAGAGGUUUUGAUUGGAACUGGAGGCAAAUGUGGCUCCAGCUACAUUGAUCGAAACUUCCAUCGGUGGAUGUCUGAAACAUUCGGUUCGGCAUUUGAUACUCUGCGAUUCGAAAAGAAGGGCCCCGGAAGUGUUUUCAUGAAAUCAUUCGAGGCUGAAAAGAGGGACUUCGGGGCCUCUCAGACACUAAACAAGACCUUUGAGAUUGAUCUCGUUAUGCAAGGCGUGUCCAGCUCGACCAACUAUAAUGCUGAAGACGGGCUUGUCACGGUCGUACUUGUGGGCGGCUUCGGAGAUUCUCCAUGGCUUUUCGGUAUCCUCAACAGAUGGUGCUUAAAAAGAUCAAUCACUCUUGUCUGCCCAGAAGACCCUCAAGCAAGUGUAGUGAAGGGGGCGGCUCUUCAAGGCUUAAACAACAUGCGUCCCCAAAAGCGUAAAGCGCGAGUUCACUACGGCUUCAGUCUGCGCAUGGAUUUUCGUGAAGGGAUAGAUCCUGAAAGCGAAUCUUACAUAUCUCCUUGGGACGGAGCAAAGCUCUGCAGUAAUCGGAUAAGUUGGGUCAUUGAAAAGGGGACAGCUAUAGGUCAAGGCGAUGAUUUGCCAUACCACUGGUUGGAGCGAGUGCACAAAGGAACCGAUGGCUCACUGGAGUCUUCAAUUCAACUUUAUACGUGCUAUGCUGACUCUGCUCCUGAUUGGUAUGAUAUCUUAACCUACCACAACAUCGGGGUGAUCAACUAUAAAUUUGAAGUAGCAGAUCUUCCAAAACUGCGAAGGAAGAGUACUGCUGACGGCGGGAGUAUGUGGCUUCUGGAAUUCAGAAUCACCAUUGAUUUGCUGGCGACAAAAGGGAUUCUCGAGUUCAAGGUUUUAGGCCUUGACAAUAAGAAGAUAGGAGAAGCCAGUAUUGAGUACAUCUGA